This is a messenger RNA of Archocentrus centrarchus (flier cichlid), 1582 nucleotides long. It is a transcript of the gene ctsba, whose product is annotated as cathepsin Ba. Bases 160 to 1152 code for a protein of 330 amino acids. NCBI's taxonomy places the organism in Eukaryota, Metazoa, Chordata, Actinopteri, Cichliformes, Cichlidae. The transcript is spliced from 11 exons. Gene Ontology annotation, biological process: proteolysis; regulation of catalytic activity. Gene Ontology annotation, molecular function: cysteine-type endopeptidase activity. The record is from RefSeq and is a predicted model, not a curated record.
CGCUUCACGUGCUUCCAGGAAUAAAUAACCGGCUGGGAGGACAGUUUUACGUCUACAUACUUUAUCGUACUCACGCCGACAGGAUCAGGUGGGGGGCAACCUGGAGCUGGAGAACUGAUCGAAUUCAUACCAACAACUGACAAACAAGCUACAGGCAACAUGUGGCAUACAGCCUGCCUCCUGCUGGCUGCCAGCUUGUCUUUGAGCCUGGCCAGACCCCACCUUCAUCCACUGUCCAGUGAGAUGGUGAACCACAUCAAUAAACUGAAUACUACCUGGAAGGCUGGUCACAACUUCCAUAAUGUUGAUUACAGUUAUGUUCGGAAACUGUGCGGUACAAUGCUGAAGGGACCCAAACUGCCAGUCAUGGUUCAGUAUGCUGGAGACUUGAACCUGCCAAAAGAAUUUGACGCUAGAGAGCAGUGGCCCAACUGUCCCACUCUGGAAGAGAUCAGAGACCAGGGCUCCUGUGGAUCCUGCUGGGCAUUUGGUGCUGCAGAGGCCAUCUCUGAUCGUGUGUGCAUCCACAGUAAGGGUAAGAUCAGUGUGGAGAUCUCCUCAGAGGAUCUGCUGACCUGCUGUGACAGCUGCGGCAUGGGAUGUAAUGGUGGCUACCCUUCAGUUGCCUGGGACUUCUGGGCACAAGAGGGACUCGUCUCUGGAGGUCUCUAUGACUCCCACGUUGGCUGCAGGCCCUACACCAUCCCCCCCUGUGAGCACCAUGUGAAUGGCAGCAGACCUCCCUGCACUGGGGAGGGUGGUGACACACCCCAGUGUAUCACUCAGUGUGAGCCUGGAUACACACCAAGCUACAAACAGGACAAGCACUACGGUAAAACAUCUUACAGUGUGCCAUCGGAUGAGCAGCAGAUUCAGAUGGAGAUCUACAAGAAUGGCCCAGUAGAGGGAGCGUUUACUGUCUACGAUGACUUUGUCCUGUACAAGUCUGGUGUGUAUAAACAUGUGUCUGGUUCUGCUGUUGGUGGACACGCCAUCAAGAUCCUGGGCUGGGGGGAGGAGAACGGUGUUCCCUACUGGCUCUGUGCCAACUCCUGGAACACUGACUGGGGUGAUAAUGGAUACUUUAAAUUCCUGCGUGGUUCAGAUCACUGUGGUAUUGAGUCUGAGAUUGUGGCAGGUUUGCCCAAAUAAGACCUAAGGUUUUGAGCUGCAGCAUCAUUACACUAUCACUAGAGGGUGACACUCCACUUACCUGCCACAGAAGACAAAAUUAACUGCUUUUAGUCCUUUUUAGCUAAAGCACGCUGAUCACUUUGCACACCGGCUUAAAAAAGAGUGUGGUGAAUUUGUAGAUGGGAUAUGACAGAAAUGCUGUGCCUGAGGACAAACUACAGGAGUUCAUGUUCUUUCAUCUCUAAAUACAUGGUCUGUCUUAAAGGUAGACAGAAGAAAAUUUAUUUUUAAACAGGCAUGUGCAUUUAAUUACAUCUAUGUAGCUUCAAAGCAGGCUAUUGCUUUCGUAGAAGUGAUUAAAUUUAUCUGCCAUCACAUUUUAUUGCACCGGUGGAAGUUGCAGGCAGUUUUAGAGCAAUGGAAUGUAAAUUUUUUUUUUUUUUUUUUU